This is a messenger RNA of Triplophysa rosa, 757 nucleotides long. RefSeq names its product myosin light chain, phosphorylatable, fast skeletal muscle b (gene mylpfb). Lineage: Eukaryota; Metazoa; Chordata; Actinopteri; Cypriniformes; Nemacheilidae. Gene Ontology annotation, cellular component: cytoplasm. The record is from RefSeq and is a predicted model, not a curated record. The transcript has 6 exons. Gene Ontology annotation, biological process: skeletal muscle tissue development. The coding region runs from base 64 to 576 and encodes 170 amino acids. Gene Ontology annotation, molecular function: calcium ion binding.
GUCACGUCAGUGGCAUCGCUGUUGUGUAGAGUUGUCUUUUGACCGAACCCCAAACUUUUAAAGAUGGCACCCAAGAAGGCCAAAAGAAGGCAGCAGGCAGAAGGAGGCAGCUCUAACGUCUUCUCUAUGUUUGAACAGAGCCAGAUCCAGGAAUACAAGGAGGCCUUCACAAUCAUUGACCAGAAUAGGGACGGUAUCAUCAGCAAGGACGAUUUGAGAGAUGUGUUGGCCUCCAUGGGUCAGCUGAACGUGAAGAACGAAGAGUUGGAAGCCAUGAUCAAGGAGGCCAGUGGCCCAAUCAAUUUCACUGUUUUCCUCACCAUGUUUGGUGAGAAGCUAAAGGGUGCUGACCCUGAGGAUGUUAUCGUGAGCGCUUUUAAAGUUCUGGACCCUGAGGCUACUGGCACCAUCAAGACAGAAUUCCUUGAGGAACUCUUAACCACACAGUGUGACCGGUUCACUGCAGAAGAGAUAAAGAACCUCUGGGCUGCUUUCCCUCCGGAUGUAGCUGGCAACAUAGACUACAAGAACAUCUGUUACGUCAUUACUCAUGGAGAGGAUAAAGAGGAAGAAUAAAGAAUAACUGUCUCAUUGCUGCAUCCACUAAUGUCAUUACAAGUUUGCAAACUCAGUCUUUCUAUGGUCCAGUUGUCCUCUGAAAGGAAUGUUUUUUCUCAACCGAAGGACGGUUGGCAUUUGAGUUGCGUUAAUGCAAGUCACAUGGAGCAUGUGAGAUUGUUUUCAAUAAAAUAAUCUU